CGAGGGGCCUUGGUAUGUCACAUGAUUAAACCUCGUAAUUGGUUUUCCUCUAUCCCGGGAUAAAUAUUGUGAAGACCUAUCAUAGCCGUAAUAUAUCCCGGAAUCUAUUUGAAAACCGCUUCAUAUAAGAUACGUUGCGCAUCAGCGAUUCUAAAUUAUUUAUUUGUGCUGAUCAGUGACCCUUGACCGCGUUCUAUGUUUGUUAGCAACCUGCAUUCCUGAACGUUUUCUCGUUGACGCGUUCUUGUUUUUCUCAGAAGAGCGUCCACAAAUUGUGAAGUUUCUAUGUGUAAUUUUGGAAAUUAACAACAAAAAUGAAUGAUCAAGUGAAGAAAAUUGUUGAAAUAUUGAAUAAGAAGCCUUUUGAGAAGGAACUUAGUGCGAUUGCAUUUCAUUCGCUUGGAUCUGAGCAGCUCAUUCAGUUGAUGAAUGAUAUUUUAGCCCAUAUUGACAGCAGACAUGCAGGGGAUAUACGCGAAGAAGCUCCGGACGCUAGAGCAGGUCGAAUUUUGAAUGCUUUGAAAAAUCUGAAAUAUUCACCGCCUCCAAAUGCCGAUGUUUCAAGUUUUCGACAAGGAAUUGUAUUGGGAGAAAAAGAAGUUUAUUGCCCAAUUCUAUUUUAUCUCCUGACGAAUCUGGAUUCACUGAAAACUCGUGCAUACUUAGCAAAGUUUUUGGUGAAGUUACAGCUUCCUCCUGAAUUUGUUCAAGAUUUUUCGGACGCACAAAUGCAAGAGGCUUGGCAUCGGUACGAAGAACUUCAAGAUCAUUUUCUGAACUGCCACAAGGAGUAUGUCGAUCUAAAAAAACAAAGUCAUGGUACCGGUGAAAUCCGCAGCGAUAUUACCACCAUGGAAGAAGAAAAAGAAAACCUUUCAAAACGUGUAACUCGACUUCGUAAAAAAGUUGAAACAUUUCCAAAUCUUAGCGAAGCAUUAUCCACUGCACAAAACAUGCGUAAAGAAAAAGAACGAGCAGAUGAUUUGAAGUUAAAAAUACAACAACAACGACGUCAGUUACAACUCAGCGAACAACGAUUACAGAACGCUAGACAGAGUCUCCAAGACGCACGACAGGCUGGCUCGAACGCAAACCCCGAAUCGAUAAUUGGGAGAAUGGAAGAAGACAACCGUGUCAAUAAAUAUUUAAUCGAUGAAAAGUUACCGAAAGAAAUGAAAAGUCGGAAAAAGUUUUUACAGAGUUUACAACAAGUUGCAUUGGAGCCUGCAAUCACGCAAAACGAUCUGGACAGGAUUGAAUCAGAUAUUCAAGACAUGAAAAAUAAUAUCAACAGUCUUGUCGAACAACGAAUGGUCAAAAAUUACCCAGCGAAAGAUAAUUUGACAAUGUAUCGCCAACAAGCUUCGAUCCUACAACAUAAGAAAGAGACUGUGUCGGAAUCAUUGCAAGAAACGCAAGAAGAGUUUCAAAAACUGGAAAGUGAUGUUAAAAAAAAGAGACAACAGCUUACUGAAAUGGGGGGAGAAGUUCUCCGUGGAGAAGCGUUUAAAAAUUAUGUUUCAAAGUUACGUGGAAAAAGUAACAAUUACAAAAAGUCCAGACAAGAGUUAUCAGACCUUAGAGCAGAGCAUGGUGUUCUCUCUCGCACUGAACAGCUUCUAAAACAAAAACACGAAGAUGCGCAAAAAACUCUCCGCACUCGAGAACUUAAAAGUGGAGUUUCUGGUUUCCGUGACACCCAAGAUGACUUGGAAAAAGUAUCGUCGAUGAAAAGUGAACUUGAUGACGCGAAACAUCGUACUUUAGAUGACAUGUCGGAUGCCGUAAAACGUCUUAAUUCAAUCAUCCAAGACAAGAAAUCUGACCUUGCUCCGCAGAUCCGUGAACUACGACCUUUACGUCAAAAGAACCAGGAAUUGAUGCAGGAAUGGACUGAGAAGAAGGGGCAUUACGAUGGAGUUCUUGCCGGGCUUGAGUCAAACCGUGCUCAAUUGGAACAGACAGUUACAGGAUUACGAGAAUUCUGCUCAGAAACGGAGAGCCGAUAUUUUUAUUUGAAAAGCAUGAAUAAAAUUAUCGAAGUCCAAUUAGAACGAGCGAAUAAGGAAUUACGGACGUACAUGUCCGCGACUGGAGCAGAUAAACAGAAAUCCUAUCGAGAGAUUUACAAUAAAAAGAUACAAGAGCAAGAAAAUAGAGCAAAAGCCCUUCGUGAAUCUCAGAAGCAAGUUCGCGAAAAUCACGACCAGAAUCAAAAACAAAUGUUAAUGUGGUCGGAUCUAGAUAAAAUAAUGCAAUGUAAAUUGGACUGUGCUAAAAAGAUGAUGAACUAGGAUUAUUCAUCAAAAUGACUGUAUUUGAGAAGACAUUGGGCCCAGGGGACGGUACAUUACUCCUCUAUAAGCUUCAAAUUUUUGUAUUAUGGUAUCGUAUUUUGAUGUUGAAUUCAACAAAUACUUUAAGACAAUGAAAAUAGUAAAAAGCAACAUAGCCUGGGCAAUAUGAAAAAUCUCCAGAAUUGCUGAUGUCCUUUGACUCUUGGGUUAAAGACUUAUUAUUGAUUAUUGAAUCCCUAAUUAAAGGAAUGAAAGGAACUAUUAUUUUUACAAGAACUAGAAUUCUUUUUUGGUUCAGCAUCAAUUCAUUACACUCUGGGUAUGAUGGGAUUUAUUAGAUACCGUAUACAAAUUAUUGUAGUACUUUGUGCAUGUCAAGUUAUGUUUUAAAAUUCGCCUUUUUGUAUCAUUUUAUUUCAAAGCCUUUAAUCUUGUGUUGCUUAUCUGACUGUUGUAAAAUGUCAUCGGCCCAGUUCAAGAUUUAUCCCAAAAUCUUCUAAUGAGCCAACAUUUAUAAAUUGUAGACACUUCUCUGAUAUCUGGUUCAGAAAGUGUAUAAUAUUGGUAACAAAAAUGAAUUCAUAAUUUUAUUAUUUUCACUCUUAUUGCAAUGUUAUUUAAAGUUGUUCUGAUCUCCAUGCAUAAGGCUAGCAAAAGAUUCGUCUUAAUUUACCAAGAAUCUAAUUAGAUGCUUAUUUGGUUUCCGGUUUUGGAAAUGUGUAAUACCGAGUGCAAGGUUUGAAUGUGAAUUUUUCGGUUUUUACUCUGAAUGCAAUGUUGUUUCAAAUUGGGGGCUAACCCUAACAAGUUUAGAUUUUAUUAUCUAAAUAGUUGGGAACCCUUCCUAGCAAAAUUGUACAUAUUCAAACACGCCUAUAAAGAAGUAUUUUACAAAAUAUAGUAUUUGGUCAGACUUUUAAUCCAUUCUGGCUUUUUAACAACCAGAAACCAUUGAAGGAUCCCUGGGCAGAACGACCUUGUCUUAAUAAGCAAGUGUCAGUGCUACUAUUUUCCACUUCACUGCUUUUUAUUGUGCAUAUUAGGAACAGUACUAAGUAGACAAUGAUUUGAUGUUCAUGUUUGUUAAUAAAAAUGUUAUUUUUGUUAGA
Styela clava is the source of this 3406-nucleotide messenger RNA. RefSeq names its product intraflagellar transport protein 81 homolog. Gene Ontology annotation, cellular component: ciliary basal body; intraciliary transport particle B. Gene Ontology annotation, molecular function: tubulin binding. NCBI's taxonomy places the organism in Eukaryota, Metazoa, Chordata, Ascidiacea, Stolidobranchia, Styelidae. Gene Ontology annotation, biological process: intraciliary transport; cilium assembly. The record is from RefSeq and is a predicted model, not a curated record.